AUUGGGAUUUUAUGUGACAGACCAAUAUAGAGAAGCUAGUGUAAGCUACCGCAAGGAGUGGGAAUGACAUGCGGCUUUUGACUUUAUUUUGAAGUUUCACACCGGAAGUAUCGCUUCCCAUCGGGGUCAACUUGAUGUAUGUGGAGAUUGUCACUCAUAUCAGUCCUUGGUCUUUGUCACUUUGGUUUUUAAUCAAUUGCAACGCCGGGACUUGGCAGAUUGGCCAUGUGCAGCUGUGUGCGGAGCUCCAGGGCCAUGGCCCCUGCGCUGCUCCCUAGGCUGCUGCUCCCUCAGAUGGGGUUUAGGCUAGCUGGCAGGGGAAUCUGGACCUCCCCCCUGUGUUUGGCUGUCAGCGGGGACUCCCAGCUCCCUCCUCUGCCAGGCCAGGCCCGGAUAGUGAUCUGUGGAGGUGGGAUUGUAGGAACAUCAGUGGCGUACCACCUGGCCAAACUGGGUUGGACGGAUGUGGUUCUGCUUGAGCAGGGCAGGCUUGGUGCAGGAACAACCAGACUGUGUGCUGGCAUUCUGAGCAUGGCUAAACCUAUCUCCAUUGAGUCUCAGAUGGCCAACUAUUCCAGUAGCCUUUACCAACAGCUUGAGGAGGAGACUGGCAUUAAAACAGGUUAUUUGAAGACGGGUUCUUUGUGUCUGGCACAAAAUCAGGAUCGCUUCAUUUCAUUGAAGCGUUUGGCAACAAGACUCAAAGUGUUGGGGAUCAGCUGUAAUAUCAUUAAACCUAAAGAGAUAGCCAAACUCCACCCUCUAGUCAACAUUCAUGACCUGGUGGGGGCGCUCCAUCUCCCGGAUGAUGCUGUGGUGUCUUCACCUGAUGUUAACCACGCGCUGGCCGUGGCGGCUGCACAACAAGGGGUUCAGAUUCUGGAGCGAACCGCCAUUCAGCAGGUCGUGGUGGAGAAGGGCCACGUGAUUGCUGUGGAGACCGAUCGCGGCUCCGUUGAGUGUGAAUAUUUUGUCAACUGUGCCGGUCAGUGGGCUUACGAGCUGGGUCAGGCUAGCGAGGUGAAGGUGUCGAUCCCUCUCCACGGCUGUGAGCACUUCUACCUCCUCACCAAACCUCUUCAGGAACCACUUCCACCCAACACUCCAGCUAUAAUUGAUAUGGAUGGGAGGAUGUACGCGAGGCCGUGGCAAGGAGGCCUUUUGUCCGGAGGCUUAGAGAAGAACCCCAAGCCCAUCUUCACUGAGGGCCGCAACCAGCUGGAGAUCCAGAACAUGCAGGAAGAUUGGGAUCAUUUCGAGCCAAUGCUCAGCGCCCUGCUGAGAAGAAUGCCGAACCUUGAGUCAGCUGAGAUCCAUCAGCUGGUCAACUGUCCAGAGUCCUUUACGCCUGAUAUGCGCUGUCUGAUGGGGGAAACACCAGGUGUGUCUGGCUACUAUGUGCUGGCAGGGAUGAACUCCUCGGGUCUGGCCUUCGCCGGAGGAGCUGGGAAGUACCUGGCAGAGUGGAUGACGUACGGCUACCCCACUGCCAACGUCUGGCCGCUGGACAUCAAGCGCUUUGGCAGCUUGCAGAGCAGCCGGACCUUCCUGCGACACCGAGUGAUGGAAGUCAUGCCCCUGCUGUAUGAGCUGAAGGUUCCUCGGUGGGACUUUCAGACCGGCCGGCAGCUGAGGACGAGUCCCCUCUAUGACCGUCUGGACACCCAAGGGGCUCGCUGGAUGGAGAAACAUGGCUUCGAAAGGCCCAAAUACUUUGUUCCGCCAGGGAAAGAUCUGCUGUCUCUGGACCAGAGUAAGACCUUCUACAAGCCAGACUGGUUCGACAUUGUUGAAGCUGAAGUGAAAUGCUGCAAAGAGGCCGUCUGUGUCAUCGACAUGUCCUCCUUCACCAAGUUUGAGCUGACUUCUACAGGGGAGCAGGCUUUGGAGUUUCUGCAGUAUCUGUGUGCCAACGACUUGGAUGUUCCCGUUGGACACAUCGUUCACACCGGCAUGCUGAAUGAGAGAGGAGGAUACGAAAACGACUGCAGCGUGGUUCGCCUCAGCAAGAACAGUUUCUUCAUCAUAUCUCCAACAGACCAGCAGGUCCACUGUUGGUCCUGGAUAAAGAAGAACAUGCCCAGUGACCCACACCUCCACCUAGAGGAUGUGAGCUGGAAGUACACAGCUUUGAAUCUGAUUGGUCCACGAGCAAUGGAUGUUCUGGCUGAGCUGUCAUACGUCUCCAUGACACCUGAGCAUUUCCCCUCCAUGUUCUGUAAGGAGAUGAGUGUGGGCUAUGCCAAUGGGAUCAGAGUGAUGAGCAUGACACAUACCGGAGAACCAGGUUUCAUGCUCUACAUCCCCAUAGAGUAUGCGCUACAUGUUUACAAUGAGGUGAUGUCAGUGGGGCAGAAGUAUGGCAUCCGUAAUGCAGGAUACUACGCACUGAGGAGCCUUCGUAUUGAGAAAUUCUUUGCCUUCUGGGGUCAGGACCUUGACACCUUCACCACACCGCUGGAGUGCGGACGAGAGUUCAGGGUCAAGUUCGACAAGGACACUAAUUUCCUUGGUCGCGAGGCGUUGCUGCAGCAGCGCCAGGAGGGAGUGUUCCGCCGCUUUGUCAUGCUCGUCCUGGAAGACCACGACACAGAGCUGGACCUGUGGCCAUGGUGGGGCGAGCCCGUCUACCGCAGCGGUCAGCUGGCCGGAACAACCACCAGCAGCGCCUACAGCUACACUCUGCAGCGCCACGUCUGCCUGGGCUUUGUGUCACCGCCGCCAAGCCCUGAGGGCCUCCCCACACCCAUCACCCCUGACUUCAUCAACCGUGGCGACUAUGAGGUAGACAUUGCCGGACAGUGCUACCCUGCAAAAGCCAAAUUGUACCCCUUCAGUUCCCUCUUCACCCAACAGAAACGACGCAAGGAAGACAUUGACCUGGGCAACCUUCACGGGAAGUGAGGCAGUGAUUGGAAACGUCUCCCUCUAUGACACUCCUUCAUUUCACCCCAUUCACUCCUGAUCUGACCCAGUGCCAAUUUCUGUUCCUUUUACCCAUGAUGACUGGGGUGGAUGUACAAGCACUUCCUGUGAAUCCAGAGUUUCAUCCUCUGCUUAAAGUGCAAUAUUUGAAAAGCACCUAUAGCUUGAAUUCUCAUCUCAUUAAAGUCCAGUAUUUCCUCCAGCUGUUUCAUCCCCCCCCCCAGUGUGUGUGUAGAGUCCUGACUGCUGUGCUGCUGCAGUCUGUGUUUAUGUGCCUUUCUCAAGGCAAGAUCAACACUAGUUGUUGCAGACUUGAUCAGUUUGCAGAAUUUAACCCAUCCUGAAGGAUUUUAUACAGACAGCAUUCUCCACACUUUUGUCAUGUGCUGUUAAGGCUUCGCUGCACAUUCUGAAGGAAACUCAGUACUGAUGUGACCUUCCAAACACAAUGUUACCAGCCGUGAAUGUGCGGCUGACAAGGAGUCCUCAUUCAGAUACUUCAUGCUCUCAGCCCUAUAACACUUUGUCAGAAAGCAUCUUUUCUUGUAAAAGGGAAAGAAAGCCUAGGAUAACUUCUGGUAAACCAGGGUUGUUGGUUUUGCCCACUACAUCACAUCUCACCCUGAAACACUUCCUGAAACUCCAUAGCAAAUCUGAACAGCUUCUUUCUUUCGCUGUGGUGUUAUCUGCUGAGAGCUGCUGUAGUGUUUUCAUGUGCCGCACUUGUGAAGAUAUUUAUGUUCUAUUUUUGUUUGGUUCUCUCGAAACAUUGAUGCACUUUUGAGGUUUUAAAUUUGGUUUUAUUGAAUGUGCGUGGUAGGAGAGCAAAUCAGCUCUUCUAGUCUUGUUUUCAGUCCUCAGUAUCUAACUGCUUUGAGACGUUUGUGUAAAGGAAAGAUUUCAAUGCAAUUUCAAAUAAAGGUAUUUUUGUAUAGCUA
This is a messenger RNA of Girardinichthys multiradiatus, 3863 nucleotides long. It is a transcript of the gene pdpr, whose product is annotated as pyruvate dehydrogenase phosphatase regulatory subunit. Gene Ontology annotation, cellular component: cytoplasm; mitochondrial matrix; mitochondrion. Bases 226 to 2904 code for a protein of 892 amino acids. The transcript is spliced from 18 exons. Gene Ontology annotation, molecular function: oxidoreductase activity; protein binding. The record is from RefSeq and is a predicted model, not a curated record. Lineage: Eukaryota; Metazoa; Chordata; Actinopteri; Cyprinodontiformes; Goodeidae.